GGCCGCUCGUUCCCUGUCUCUGGGCACCAUGAGCAAGCUGCAGCUGGAGCGGGAGCGGCAGGAAGCUGCCGCCCUGGAGCGGCGGCGGCAGCAGGAGCUGCAGCGGCAGAGCCGCAUCUUCAACGCGCGACUUCGGACCAUAGGGAUUGAUAAAGAUGCGUUGGAUUCCCAGGUCAAGGACAGAAAAAUUCAAGAAGCAGCUGAAGAAGCACGAAAUGAACAGCUUGCUAAUGAAAUGAAGCGAAAUGACAAGAUCAUGUGUAUGUUAGAAGAAAAGCAGAAGAAUGAAAUCAGAAACAUAAACAAGGCUAUAAGUGAGUUUCAGAAGAAUUUUCAGAAGCCAGAAACAAGACGUGACUUUGACCUGUCUGAUCCACAAGCCCUGAAGAAGGACAAACCUGCCCGAGUGUCAGACCAUGAUCCUCGGUGUACUGUAUCGGGAUUGCAGAAGUUUAUGGGUGAAGACUUAAACUAUGAUCAGAGGACAAAACUUCAAAAGGAGCAGUUCAGAGAGUGGUCUCUCCAGCAACAGAGAGACUGGAAGAAUGCAUUAGCUGAGCAAAAAUACAAAGAUGAUCUUUAUGACAAGAGUAGGAUUGCACUUGACCAAAAGACUAUGGAACUGCAACGGAAGGAGGAAGAAAACAAGCGAGCUGCUUGUGCAGCUACUAAAGAUUUCAAUAGAACCCAGGCUGCUGAACUUGCUCAGAAAAUGAGGUGGGAAAAAUUUCAGAAAAUGAGAGAUGACAUGGAUGAAAUUUCCAACCUCCUUAGAGGGGAUUUACUUUCUGAGAACCCUGCACAAGCAAUCAGUUCCUUUGGGAGUCAUCGUGUGGUCACAGAUCGGUGGAAGGGAAUGAGCCAGGAUCAGUUGAUGGCAAUCCGUUCCUCUCAAAAGCAGCAGGUUCUGGACAAACAGAGACAAAAACAGGAAGAACUCCGAAGAGAUGCUGAAUGGGACAGGCAAAUUACACAGGCUGCAAGAGCCCAGUUGCUUUUAGAACGGCACCAGCAACGACUGAAUCGGGAGCGCCGCCAAGCUUUAGAUAGCAUAAACACAGAUCUAUCUCAGGAGCAGAAAUCCAAGAACAUUUACCUUAAAGAAGAAGAAUAUUCAAAUAUUCCAACAGAACAGUAUUUCGCACAGUUUAAUACAACCAGCCGAUGA
This is a messenger RNA of Calypte anna (Anna's hummingbird), 1168 nucleotides long. RefSeq names its product RIB43A domain with coiled-coils 2 (gene RIBC2). The record is from RefSeq and is a predicted model, not a curated record. Lineage: Eukaryota; Metazoa; Chordata; Aves; Apodiformes; Trochilidae. The coding region runs from base 29 to 1168 and encodes 379 amino acids. The transcript has 7 exons.